Molecule: messenger RNA, 5172 nt
Organism: Heterocephalus glaber (naked mole-rat)
Lineage: Eukaryota; Metazoa; Chordata; Mammalia; Rodentia; Bathyergidae
Gene: Znf574
Product: zinc finger protein 574
Biological process (GO): regulation of transcription by RNA polymerase II
Cellular component (GO): nucleus
Molecular function (GO): DNA-binding transcription activator activity, RNA polymerase II-specific; RNA polymerase II cis-regulatory region sequence-specific DNA binding
Source: RefSeq, a predicted model, not a curated record
GGGCUAGGAUCGAGUGCAGGACUCGGAGGGGCGGGUCUCCGGCUGCGAAAUGGCGGGGAGUAGGGGGAUCCUGGGUGGGACGAGAAGGCCUUAUAGCUGUUCAGGAGGAGGCUUCUAGGCGCCGUGGGAUACAAGGGCAGAGGACUUGAGUAGGACUAGUCCAAGACUGAAGCGAGGAGGCUAGAGGGCUUCUGGGUGUCGGGGGUGCGGUGGGGUGGGUGUUCGGGGAGCAAGAAAAGAGGUAAUUAAGUUAACGUGGAGGGGGAAUUAAUUAUGCCUGGAAAGAAUUAAGGCGGUGAAAGGGGUCUUGGUGUGAAAAGGUAUUAGGAAACAGAUAUCCUUCAGAGGGAGAUUAGAGUUAAAGGGAGAGGUCCAGGUGUGAAGAACGGGGUUAAAUUAAUGUGAAGAGGCAUUAAACAAAAGUAAUGGUAAUGGAGUAGGGUUGGAUAACCUUUGGAAGUGUUGAGCAGCGUCUCUCUAGAAAGGAUUAUGUUCAUGGGAAAAGAAUGUCUCUGUGUCAGGCAAAUGACCUGGAGGGAGGUAGUUUUGUUGUUGUCGUUGCUUUGUUUUGUUGUUUUAAAGUACAGGUAACUAGGCCAAGGUGAAUAUGGGAUUUGGGUAUCCCAAAGAGAUCUAUGCUAGAGAGGUAUGGUUUGGGUAUUUCUGGGAUGAGAGGAGUCAGGGGUCUGGGUCACCCGUAGUAGCAGGCUGGUGAGAGGAGUUUGGGUAAAGGAAAGAGAGACCUGUCUGCUGGGUUAGAAUGGUGAUAGGGGUCUGUAUGAGAUGAAUUUGGGGGAUCUGGGUAUCCCUGAAGGGAUUCUGGGUAGUAAAAAGGGAGUUUCAAGUCAUUGUAAAGAGUGGACUGGAUAUUCCUAGACUAAAUUACUGUAUGGGGACCUUUUCGUAAAGGAGUGGCUCUUUCUGAUGAUGGAGUGGGGCUGUGGGAAUCCCUGGAAUGAGUUAGGGUUGCCAUGGGCUUUUACAUAAACAGGGGUCUGCGUUGAUAAGAGAUUUGGGCAUUCCCAGAUAGAAUGGCUGUGUAUGAAGAAGAGGGAUUUAGUAUCUGGGCAUGGUGGCACAUGCCUAUAAUCUCAGGGCAAGGCAAAAGCAGGAGAAUCACUUGAGUUCAAGGCCAGCCUGAGCUACAUAGCGAGUUCGGGGCCAGCCUUAAACUACAUAAUGAGACCCUGUCUCAAAAAAAAAAAAAAAAGAAAGAAAGAAAAGGAGACGAGGGAUUUAAAUAGAUGUGAAGGUUCCCAGAAGACAUUAGAAUUGUAGAUUUGCUCUUAGUACAGAGAAGUGAUUAACAUGAAGAGUGUCUGGGUACCCGGGAAACAUGUCAUAGGAUUAUGGAAAGGUCUAGGUAUGAAGAAAGGAUUAGGCUCUUGUGAAGAUGCAUUUAGAUAUUCUGGCUAAGGGGCUUGGCUAUUGGAAAGAGCCUUAAUUUGUUGAAAAGGUUAGGUAAUUUCAAGAGGAGGAUGUGAGUAUCAUUAGGAAGUGGUUAAUAUGGGAAAAAUUUGAAUGUGGAGAUGGGUUAGGCUGAUAUGAGAAAACUUGAUUAGGGGAAGGCUUGGUUUGAUAUGGAGAAUCUGGGCACCAGAGGGAGAGUUUGGUUUGCAGGGGUUGUGUGUAAAGGAAGAGGGGUCUUGUCAAAAGUGAAUUGGCAGCCAGGUGUGUUGGCACAUGCCUGUAAUUGCAGCACUUGAGAGGCAGAAGCAAAGAUUGCAAAGAGGUGUUUUUGUUUUUGUUUUGGAUUGCAGUGAGUUUGAGACCAGCCUGGACUACAUAGUGAGACCCUGUCUCAAAAAUGAAAACAAAACCAAAAAAAUGAAGUGGCAUUGCGUUGGGGAAGUUCAAGUGAUCUGGGUGUAAAAAUAAGUAGAACCUGGAAGAAAAACCCAGAAGCUAUGGGAAGUGUGUGACUGGGAGAAACAACUGGCAGAGGCCUAUGUGUGAACUCUCUUGGGCACCUUGGUGAGGGAAUAGGGAGAAGUUAGUAAGGAGUUAGUGGAAGAAGGUCUGAGUUCUGAGUGGAGAAGGCAGUCCUCUGUAUGGGGUAGAACUUUGGGGACCUACUGUGAGGUAUGAGAGAUGAGGGAAGUGGACAGGAUCAGGUGGGUGAUUUUUUUUUUUUUUUUUGGUACUGGGGAUCGAACUUGGGACCUUGCGCAUGUGUGGCAGGUGGCAGAACCACGGAGCUAAAUCCCUAGCCCUUAGGCCUUGAUGCUGCCAUGACUGAAGAGUCAGAAGAGACGGUCUUGUACAUUGAGCACCGUUAUGUCUGCUCUGAGUGCAACCAGCUGUAUGGAUCCCUGGAGGAGGUGCUUGUGCACCAGAACUCCCAUGUGCCCCAGCAGCACUUUGAGCUGGUGGGUGUGGCUGACCCUGGUGUUACUGUUGCCACAGAGGCAGCUUCAGGCACAGGCCUCUAUCAGACCUUAGUACAGGAGAGUCAGUACCAGUGCCUAGAGUGUGGGCAGCUGCUGAUGUCACCCAGCCAGCUCCUGGAGCACCAGGAGCUGCACCUAAAAAUGAUGGCACCCCAGGAGGCAGUGCCAGCUGAGCCACCACCCAAAGCACCCCUCUUGAGCUCCAGCACCAUCCAUUAUGAGUGUGUGGAUUGCAAGGCUCUCUUUGCCAGUCAGGAGCUCUGGCUGAGCCACCGGCAGACCCACCUCCGAACCACACCUACCAAGGCUCCUGCCCCAGUGGUCUUGGGGUCUCCAGUUGUCCUAGGUCCCCCUGUUGGCCAGGCCCGUGUGGCUGUGGAGCACUCUUACCGAAAGGCAGAAGAGGGUGGGGAAGGGGCAGCUGUCCCAUCUGCAGCUGCCACCACCACUGAAGUAGUGACUGAGGUGGAGCUGCUUCUCUAUAAGUGCUCGGAGUGUUCCCAGCUCUUCCAGCUGCCAGCUGACUUCCUGGAGCAUCAGGCUACCCACUUCCCUGCUCCUGCCCCAGAGUCAGAGGAGCCUGCCUUACAGCAAGGGACUCUGAAUCCCUCACCUGUAGAGAUACCUGUGUCUCAGUCUGACCCUCUGCCAGCCUCUGACCACAGUUAUGAACUUCGAAAUGGUGAAGCCAUCGGAAGAGAACGCCGUGGGCGCAGGGCGCGGAGGAACAACAGUGGAGAGCCAGGUGGGACAGCCACCCAGGAGCUGACCUGCUCAGCCUGUGACCAGCUCUUUCUGUCACCCCACCAGCUACAGCAGCACCUACGGAGUCACCGGGAGGGUGUCUUUAAGUGCCCUUUGUGCAGUCGUGUCUUUCCAAGCCCGUCUAGUCUGGACCAGCACCUUGGAGACCACAGUAGCGAGUCCCACUUCCUGUGUGUAGACUGUGGCUUGGCCUUUGGUACAGAGGCCCUCCUCCUGGCCCACCGGCGCGCCCACACCCCAAAUCCUCUGCAUUCCUGUCCAUGUGGAAAGACCUUUGUAAACCUCACCAAGUUCCUUUAUCACCGGCGUACCCAUGGAGCAGGGGGUGUCCCUCUGCCCACAACACCUGUCCCACCAGAGGAGCCUGUCAUCAGUUUUCCUGAGCCAGCCCCAGCAGAGACUGGAGAACCAGAGCCCCCAGAACCCCCGGUGUCUGAGGAGAGCUCAGCAGAGUCUGCUGCCUCUGGCACCUACCAUUGCCUCUUGUGCAGCCGUGAAUUUGGCAAAGCAUUGCAGCUGACCCGGCACCAGCGUUUUGUGCACCGCUUGGAGCGGCGCCAUAAAUGCACCAUUUGUGGCAAGAUGUUCAAGAAGAAGUCUCAUGUGCGUAACCAUCUACGUACCCACACAGGAGAGCGCCCCUUCCCCUGCCCUGACUGCUCCAAGCCUUUCAAUUCACCUGCCAACCUGGCUCGUCACCGACUCACACACACAGGGGAACGGCCCUACCGAUGUGGGGACUGUGGCAAGGCUUUCACACAAAGCUCCACACUGAGGCAGCACCGCCUGGUGCAUGCCCAGCACUUCCCCUACCGCUGCCAGGAAUGUGGGGUGCGUUUUCAUCGCCCGUACCGCCUGCUCAUGCACCGCUACCACCACACAGGUGAGUAUCCCUAUAAGUGUCGUGAGUGCCCCCGCUCCUUCUUGCUGCGCCGGCUACUGGAAGUUCACCAGCUUGUGGCUCAUGCUGGGCGCCAGCCCCACCGCUGCCCAUCCUGUGGAGCUGCCUUCCCCUCUUCACUACGGCUUCGAGAGCACCGCUGUGCAGCAGCUGCUGCCCAAGCCCCACAGCGCUUUGAGUGUGGGACCUGUGGCAAGAAAGUGGGCUCAGCUGCACGGUUGCAGGCACACGAAGCAGCUCAUGCAGCUGCUGGCCCUGGAGAGGUCCUGGCUAAGGAGCCCCCAGCUCCUAGGGCCCCGAGGGCCACUCGCACACCAGUCACUGCCUCCCCAUCAGCCGUUGGAGGCACUGCCACCACAGCCCCUGCAGCUCCUGCUCGACGCCGGGGCCUAGAGUGCAGUGAGUGCAAGAAGCUGUUCAGCACAGAGACGUCAUUGCAGGUACACAGACGCAUCCACACAGGCGAGCGACCAUACCCAUGUCCAGACUGUGGUAAGGCCUUCCGUCAAAGUACUCACCUGAAAGAUCACCGGCGCCUGCACACAGGUGAGCGGCCCUUUGCCUGUGAAGUGUGUGGCAAGGCCUUUGCUAUCUCCAUGCGUCUGGCAGAGCAUCGCCGGAUCCACACUGGUGAACGGCCCUACUCCUGCCCUGACUGUGGCAAGAGCUACCGCUCCUUCUCUAACCUCUGGAAGCAUCGCAAAACCCACCAGCAGCAGCAUCAGGCAGCUGUGCAGCAGCAGCUGGCAGAGGCAGAAGCAGCUGUUGGCCUGGCUGUGAUGGAGACUGCAGUGGAAGCACUGCCUUUGGUAGAAGCCAUUGAGAUCUACCCUCUGGCUGAGGCUGAUGGGGUCCAGAUCAGUGGCUGACUACCCCAUUUUCCUCUUCUGCAACCUUACCUUGUUGCCGAAGGCCCUCUCCCUUUAACAUCUGCUUAAGCCUCUGUACAUAUUGUGCCCCUUCCUCCUCCUCUCCUACUGCCGUGUAAGUUGUAAAAUUGGAUAUAUUCUAUUUUUAGAAGGGGAUGCUGUGGGAUCCUUGUUAUGCUUAAAGGUGUCCCCUCUUCCACCUGGUGGCCCCUAAGUGAAGUCAAUAAAGACUUAAGUUGAACAUUUA